This is a messenger RNA of Sesamum indicum (sesame), 1522 nucleotides long. The record is from RefSeq and is a predicted model, not a curated record. Lineage: Eukaryota; Viridiplantae; Streptophyta; Magnoliopsida; Lamiales; Pedaliaceae.
UCCCUUCCUCAUGAAAACACAGUUUAUGAGCAAAUCCAAAUCCAAAUCCAAAUCCAAAUCCAGGAACCAGAAGAAAAACUAGUGGGUGGGUGAGUAGUGAGUGCUGAGUAGUACUGCCUCUGCCUCCAAUUCCCAAACAGAGAGUCGAGGGAGCUUUGGUGCCUGUCUGUAACUGUUAACAAUUGCUUGCUCAAAUUCUAUUUAGAUCUUUGGGAAGUUUCAGUCCGAACAACCAACUUCUUGCACCAAAUUAUACUCUAUAGUAAUUGAAUCUGAAGAAGACGGAUAGUGAAAUGGAGUAUAGAAGAAUCAAGGAUCAGGAUAAAGAUGGGGACGCAAUGCAUGAUGAUGUUGAGAGCUUAAGGGCAAAAUCCCGUUCAGGCUCUCCCAGUAAUAUCAUUCCUUUAGGAGGCAGCUCUGGUGACCGUUCUAAGUGGAAACUCAAGUCAAUUGUAACACUUGCAUUGACGGUCCUUACAAGUUCACAAGCAAUUCUUAUUGUCUGGUCAAAGAGGGCUGGCAAGUAUGAGUAUAGUGUCACAACUGCAAAUUUUCUGGUUGAGGCUUUGAAAUGUGCGCUGUCACUUGCAGCCCUGUCAAGAAUCUGGAGAAAUGAAGGUGUUACUGAUGAUAACAGAAGAAUUUACUUCAAUAUUACAUCUUUGCAUAUGUAGAUGCUCCAGGUUAUCAAAUUCUAAAGAACUUAAACAUCAUCAGCACUGGUGUGUUGUACCGUAUCAUUCUCAAGAAAAAGUUGAGUGAAAUUCAGUGGGCCGCCUUCGUUUUGUUGAGUGCUGGGUGCACCACAGCACAACUUAACUCGAAUUCCGAUCGAGUGUUGCAAACACCUUUUCAGGGUUGGCUGAUGGCAAUUGUCAUGGCUCUUCUUAGUGGUUUUGCUGGAGUCUACACUGAGGCUAUAAUAAAAAAACGACCUUCAAGGAACAUUAAUGUUCAGAACUUCUGGUUGUAUGUAUUUGGGAUGGCCUUCAACGCUAUUGCGAUACUCGUUCAAGAUUUUGAUGCUGUUAUGAAUGAGGGAUUCUUUCACGGAUAUUCAUCAAUUACGGUUCUCAUGAUUUUGAACCAUGCACUGAGUGGCAUUGCAGUAUCAAUGGUCAUGAAAUAUGCUGACAACAUAGUAAAGGUGUAUUCUACAUCAGUUGCAAUGCUGUUGACAGCAAUUGUGUCUGUUUUUCUGUUUGGAUUUCAUCUUUCGCUUGCCUUCUUUCUUGGUUCAACUGUCGUUUCUGUCUCGGUAUAUUUACACUCCAUUGGGAAGCUCCAGAGAUAAUUGAGUGGCACUUUUUAAGCCUUAUUAGACAGGUCAAUGUAAAGGUUUAUUAAUUUCCCUCUUAACACUGUCUAUCUCUUACAUAUCCAGGCAUCCAGCUCUAUUCUUCAGUUAGGCAUUUGAAAUGCAUAGGCACAUAUUUUCCUUCUAGUUUAAAGUUGGACAAUAACUGAGACGAGCAUUCUUAUCCUGAGCAUGCACUCAAAUCCUUGCUUUUGUGUUUUUUCA